Messenger RNA from Acipenser ruthenus (sterlet), 2136 nucleotides. RefSeq names its product STARD3 N-terminal-like protein. Bases 324 to 1007 code for a protein of 227 amino acids. Lineage: Eukaryota; Metazoa; Chordata; Actinopteri; Acipenseriformes; Acipenseridae. The record is from RefSeq and is a predicted model, not a curated record. The transcript has 10 exons.
GGGUAUCUGCAGGUCACAGUUUCACUUUCAGAUACGCAAUGCUAAUAAUAACUUCGAGUGGGUGGCUACAGUAGAUACAAUACAACAUAACACAACAUAUAACCCUGCGAUUAACGGGUUUUCCUUCAACUGGAAAGCUGGCUUUGAAUUUUAAAAGCAGGUCCGAUCUUGAAGGGACAGUUUGAAUCAGGAAACAAGAGGAAUAAUACAAGACUAGCUACAACAGAAAAGUGUAGCAUAAUUACAGCAUCGUGCAUGAGAGCCCGGGAUGUGUCUGGUGAGCUCCUGCACUGGAACAGCUAGUCGGCGGGCAGGCUGGUGAGAUGGAGAGAGCCCUGAGUGGGAGUGUGGACUCCAGGGCUUCCCUGCACACUGUCAGCUCCAUUAAUGCAGCACAGCUCUCAGCCAGACUUGAGUCCUACGAAUCCAGGGAAAAGAAAUCCAUAUCUGAUGUCAGACGGACUUUUUGCCUAUUUGUUACCUUUGAUCUUCUAUUCAUUACCUUGCUGUGGAUCAUUGAACUGAACGUAGACGGAGGCAUUGAAAAACAGUUAAGCAAGGAAGUUCUUUAUUAUGAUUACCAUUCCUCCUUCUUUGACAUAUUUGUACUAGCAGUUUUUCGAUUUACUCUAUUGAUACUUGCUUAUGCAGUGUGCAAGCUGAGACAUUGGUGGGCUAUAGCGAUAACAACAGCAGUUACCAGUGCCUUUUUAAUAGUUAAAGUCAUCAUCUCAAAGCUGCUUACCCAAGGUGCUUUUGGCUACCUGCUGCCUAUUAUGUCCUUCAUACUAGCAUGGAUAGAGACCUGGUUUUUGGACUUCAAAGUAUUGCCACAAGAGAUGGAGGAUGAAAACAGGUUCCAGUCAGUUCCGGAUGCCUCAGAGAGGGCGGUGCUUAUUCAACCAGGCCCUCUGUCUGAUGGACAGUUCUACUCGCCUCCAGAGUCCGUAGCAGAUUCAGAUGAAGAAACGGAAGAAAAGCAGGAUCACGAGAAACUGGUUCUUUAGCUGUGUUUCCUCAAAGAACAAUGUGUGGUGCAUCAAGACAUGAGACCAUUACAACCUUAAUCUGCUCUGUGAUCCAGUCACCAGUGGCACUGAAACGUUUCUUUACUGAACAAACUGGAACUGGUGUGGAUGUUGACUCAAGAGUGGAAGCUACAAGAGCCUUCUUUUGCCUUAGAACUGCUAAGAGCACUGCUAGUCCUGUCCGUUUUCACUGUACUAACUCUCAAUGCAAUCAGCUGGUUCAGAUGUCAUGAUCUGAAUGUUCGGCAGAUCUACAGCUAACUUAAACCAUUAAUUGUUAAUAGUUAUUUGUUGAGAAAACUUGUACCUUUUAUAGUAAAUCACUGUUCUCGGUACAUUUUGUAAUGAAAAAGUGGUUUCCUCUUCAUUCAUUUUUGUCAAGGUUACAGUACAUUCUUGAGCACUGUGAUGAAUUAUUUUUUUUAUCCGAGAGUAUAUAUUUUACUUUUAGGAACGGCUUGUUUUAAUGAACAGCAACAAAACUGAACGCCUAUUAUACAAACACAUGUUCCGGCUUAUAUUUUAACGUUAAUUAAUUAAUGUUAAUUAAUGUGACGGUAACAUACACUGAAGUUCCAAUGCGUAAUUUGAAUUGAAAUGAGUAGCUGAAUAACACAACUUGCUGUUCGUUUAAAUACAGCAAAAACUCUGCUUUUGCAUUAAUUUUAGAAAUUGAGCCUUCUAUAUAGUACUUUUUAUGUGCAAUUGACACUCCUUUCUAAUGAUUCAAAAACAACAUUUCACCAGGACUCUAUUAAAGAAUUGCUGUGAUUAAAAAAAUAAGCUAAUUUAAUUUUCUUUGAAAUCUGGUAUUGGAAAACAUCACAGGGCUUUCUACAUAAUUGUUUAAAAUUGUCAUAAAUUUCAGUUAGAAAUAUUAUCUUGUAAUAAAUGUAAAUUACAAUAAUGUAUCUGAUUACAAUGUAUAUGAAAGGUAUGCAUGUGUAAAUAUAAGUGCAGUAUUUUUUUUUAUAUGAAGUGCAAUGGAAAAUAUACAUAAGGCUUAAAAAAGGAACUCCAAUUAUCGCAUGAAUGUAUGCUCUGUACCAAUCCCAGAUCCACAGCAUAGUGAUCCCAUGUUAAUUAAUAAAAUAUUUUCCUGUCAAUA